Molecule: messenger RNA, 2775 nt
Organism: Carlito syrichta (Philippine tarsier)
Lineage: Eukaryota; Metazoa; Chordata; Mammalia; Primates; Tarsiidae
Gene: VIT
Product: vitrin
Exons: 15
Coding region: 313-2349 (678 amino acids)
Biological process (GO): extracellular matrix organization; positive regulation of cell-substrate adhesion
Cellular component (GO): interstitial matrix
Source: RefSeq, a predicted model, not a curated record
AAUUCAGCACUAAAGGCAGUGUGAGAAGCAGUGUGUGUGUGUGUGUGUGUGUGUGUGUGUGUGUGUGUGUGUGUGUGUGUGUGGUGUAAAACGUGCUUUUCAAAGCGCUGAGAGGUUGAUGAGACUGUUUGAUGAGCUCUCUGAGAAGAAGAAAAAAGGUAUUUGGACCUCUCCUUGUCUCUUCUCUAGAAUAAUUUGGAUGGGAUUUGUGGUGCUGAACGUCUCAAGAAAAAAAGGAUAUCCAUUCUGUGUGGUGGAAAGUUUUUGAAAAAAAAAUUGCUUUCUUCAAACAAGGGUGCCAUUGUGAUAUUUAUGGGGAUUGUUGCUCUGACUAUGAAGGCAUCUGUUAUUGAAAUGUUUCUUGUUUUGCUGGUGACUGGAAUACAUUCAAAUAAAGAAAUGAUAAAGAAGAUUAAACGGCCCAAGUUCACUGUGCCUCAGAUCAGCUGUGAUGUCAAAGCCGGAAAGAUCAUCAAUCCUGAGUUCAUGGUGAAGUGUCCCGCAGGAUGCCAAGACCCCAAAUACCACGUUUAUGGCACCAACGUAUACGCGUCCUACUCCAGCGUGUGUGGAGCCGCGGUGCACAGUGGCAUACUCGAUAAUUCAGGAGGGAAAAUACUUGUUCGGAAAGUUGCAGGACAGUCUGGUUACAGAGGGAGUUAUUCCAAUGGCGUCCAGUCCUUGUCCCUGCCACGAUGGAGAGAAUCCUUCAUCGUUUCAGAGAGUAAACCCAAAAAGGGUGUCACCUACCCAUCGGCUCUUACUUAUUCAUCAUUCAGAAGCUCAGUGGCCCAAACAGGUGAGACCACCAAAGCCUAUCAGAGGCCACCCGUUCCAGGGACAACUGUACCACCGGUCACUCUGGCACAGGUUCUGACUGUCACCGUGGCCGAGGCCACCCACACCACCUUGCCAAGGCCAUUCCCAUCCACAACGUCUACCACCAGCAGCCCCAGACCACAGCCCGCGGGCCACAGGAACCGGGACACGGAUCUCUGGUCCACCGCAGACUACACAAGCAGCCAGAACAGGCCUGGAGCCAGCCCAGGUAUCCCAAGGCAGGAUUUGUCCGGAGCUGCCUUCCAGAGACCCGCCACAGCAGACGUCAGCCUGGGCUCUGUUCCAAAAGAAGAGUUAAGCACACAGUCUCUGGAGCCAGUAUCCUUGGGAGACCCAAACUGCAAGGUCGACUUGUCAUUUGUCAUCGACGGAAGCGCCGGCCUCGGCAAGCGCCGGUUCCGCAUCCAGAAGCAGUUCCUGGCCGACAUUGCCCAGGCUCUGGACAUCGGCCCUGAGGGCCCCCUGAUGGGCGUCGUCCAGUAUGGAGACAACCCUGCUCCCCAGUUUAACCUCAAGGCUCACACAAAUUCCCGAGAUCUGAAGACAGCCAUCGAGAAAAUUACCCAGAGAGGAGGGCUUUCUAAUGUAGGCCGGGCCAUCUCCUUUGUGACCAAGAACUUCUUUUCCAAAGCCAAUGGAAACAGAGGUGGUGCGCCCAACGUGGCAGUGGUGAUGGUGGACGGCUGGCCCACCGACAAAGUGGAGGAGGCUUCGAGACUUGCCAGAGAGUCGGGGAUCAACAUUUUCUUCAUCACCAUCGAGGGUGCGGCUGAGAGUGAGAAGCAGCACUUGGUGGAGGCCAACUUCGCAAACAAGGCCGUGUGCAGAACCAACGGCUUCUACUCACUGCACGUGCAGAGCUGGUUCGGCCUCCACAAGACCCUGCAGCCCCUGGUGAAACGCGUGUGCGACGCGGACCGCCUGGCCUGCAGCAAGACCUGCUUCAACUCGGCCGACCUGGGCUUCGUCAUCGACGGCUCCAGCAGUGUGGGGACCACCAACUUCCGCACGGUGCUGCAGUUCGUGGCCAACCUCAGCAAGGAGUUCGAGAUCUCCGACACAGACACGCGCGUGGGGGCCGUGCAGUACACCUACGAGCAGCGGCUGGAGUUUGGGUUCGACGCCUACAGCAGCAAAGCUGACCUCCUCAACGCCAUCAAAAGGGUGGGCUACUGGAGCGGGGGCACCAGCACGGGGGCGGCCAUCAGCUAUGCGCUGGAGCAGCUCUUCAAGAAGUCCAAGCCCAAUAAGAGGAAGCUGAUGGUCCUCAUCACCGACGGACGGUCCUAUGACGAUGUGCGGAUCCCGGCCAUGGCCGCCCAUCUCAGGGGUGUGAUCACCUAUGCGAUAGGCGUCGCAUGGGCUGCCCAGGACGAGCUGGAAGUCAUUGCUACACACCCCGCCAAGGACCACUCCUUCUUUGUGGAUGAGUUUGACAACCUCUACCAAUAUGUCCCCAGGAUCAUCCAGAACAUUUGUACAGAGUUCAACUCCCAGCCUCGGAACUGAGUUCAGAGCAGCCAGAGCACCAGCGAAUACCGCUUUACGGCUGGCUCUUUGGACACCCCGUGAGCUUUUGGGGACACACACAGGGCAGCAGGGCUAGGGCAGGGCUGGGGAAAUAGACGCGUUGUUAUUCCUUGCUGUCGUGGUUUUUCAUACUUCAGAACUUGGAAUUAGAAAGGUAAUCACAAAUGUGUAGAGUGAGUCAUAAUGGCAAAUCAUUUUGAGGGUACUGGGAUGUUACAUUUUGACAGUUGUUUUCAAAAUAAAUGUUCAGAAUAGAGCACAGCACUUAGGACAGGCUUAACUGGGGCUUCUGUGAGACUUUUUAUUUUUAUUUCUCUUUAGAACUCUGUAACCCUCAGCAAGUUUCAUUUUUGUCAUGAUGGUGUAGGAGUUGCUCAAUUAAAUGUUUCCAAGGAUUACAUGCAA